GGGUGGAUUCCUGUGCUGUCAGUCUUAUAACUUGGGUCAGGGCACUCACUAGUCUGAAGGAGGAUCCUGGUAAAAGACUCUCAGAAAAACAGGACGUGCACUGUACCUGCUUUACUGGUAUACACUGCUUGCCUUUAUACACCAACUGGACUGGACCCUCCACCAUAAGACAUCAUGGCACUUACCCCAGAAUUGAGCAAGCAAACAAAAAGGAAAGAGAUAGCAGGGAUCACCCUGAUGUCUGAAACCGUGGACAACUGGAGCCAGAUUCAGACCUUCAAGGCCAAGCCAGAUGACCUCCUCAUUUGUACUUACCCUAAAUCAGGGACAACAUGGAUUCAAGAGAUUGUGGACAUGAUUGAGCAGAACGGGGAUGUAGAGAAGUGUCGGCGGGCCGUCAUUCAACACCGACACCCUUUUAUUGAGUGGGCACGGCCACCCCAGCCAUCAGGUGUGGAUGAAGCCAAUGAGAUGCCAUCUCCAAGGAGACUAAAGACCCAUCUUCCCACUCAGCUGCUGCCACCAUCUUUCUGGACAAGCAACUGUAAGUUCCUGUAUGUGGCUCGAAACGCCAAAGACUGCAUGGUUUCCUACUACCACUUCUACAGGAUGAGUAAGAUGCUGCCAGAACCGAGCUCCUGGGAUGAAUAUUUUGAAAACUUUAUCAAUGGGAAAGUAAAUUGGGGAUCCUGGUUUGACCAUGUGAAAGGAUGGUGGGAGAUUCGAGAUAGAUACCAGAUUCUCUUCCUCUUCUAUGAAGAUAUGAAGAGGGACCCAAAGCAUGAAAUCCAGAAGGUAAUGCAGUUCAUGGGAAAGAACUUGGAUGAAGCUGUGCUGGAUAAAAUCGUCCAAGAGACAUCAUUUGAGAGAAUGAAAGAGAAUCCUAUGACAAAUCGUUCAACCAUUCCCAAAUCUAUCCUGGACCAGUCCAUUUCCCCUUUUAUGAGAAAAGGAACUGUGGGUGAUUGGAAGAACCACUUCACGGUGGCUCAGAAUGAGAGGUUUGAUGAAAUCUAUAGACAGAAGAUGGAAGGAACAUCUAUAAACUUCUGCAUGGAACUCUGAUCAAGUCAUAGAGAUAGAUAUCAAGAACAUGGAUGCUGUCUGCAAGCAUCAGCCCAACCAAAAGAAGCUCCGAAAGGACACUGUAAAUGCAGAGGAUUGUGGCUCAGACUCUAGGAUUAUUAACAUCACAUUAUGAUUUUAUAAAAGCAGAUCAUGGCUAAUGAGUAUUCUUUCCACUAUUCAGUACAAAUUUGUAAGACAGCUUAAUAAUCCAAGGAAAACCUAAGUAAGACUUGAAUACUACAAAUUUUAAGCUGCUAGUCAUCUAGAAGAGUGGUUCUCAAUGUGUGGGUCAUGACCCCUUUGGAGGCACAUUUCAGAUAUCCUGCAUAUCAUAUAUUUACAUUACAGUUCAUAACAGUAGCAAAAUUGCAGUUAUGAAGUAGCAACAAAAUUUUAUGGUUGAGGGUAACCACAAGGAACUGUACUAACAGGCCGCAAUAGGAAAGUUGAGAACCACUCUUCUAGAAGGUACAGCCUGACUCUGAAAUAUACUACCUUCAGUACAAACACACAAAUAUUAGAUAUCAUCUAUACAAAUGUACAUGAAAUUCUAAUGUCUUCCCUGCUCAAUCAGGGUUUUGCCUGGUUAUAAUAGAAAGAAUCACUUUGUGAACAACUUGUUGCAACCAACCCAUGGGAACAUGUUCCACCUGGGGGAGAAAAAUGAGGAGGUGUCAGAAAUCCAAACCUUAAUAAAGGGAAUCCUAGAUCUGUGUCAUAAGAGAAACAGAAAGAAAGAUCAUAUCACGAUGAAAGCAGAAGGUAGGCAUGGUGCUCAGUUUGGAGACAACUGGGUUUUGAUCAGCAGUUGUCCCAUCUGAGGAGCAACCUGUAACCAAACCAAGUGUCUCUUUUACCUAGUUUCCAUUUUUGCCCAUUUGAACGGAGCCUGUCUGUAUUUGCUUGCCAGCAUACUUAUCUCUAUCGCCCACUAGUUCCAUGUCUUAGUCACCCUCUUACUCCUAGUACCCCAGGCAGUGUGGGGGCACACAGCAUGUUGCAUGAGUGAAUGAUGGGCACAGAAGACAGAAAGGCAGGCAUGUUUCAGGUCAUAAAUCCUCAGCUUUUACCUUCUCAUUUUAGUUUCAAACAGCAGCAUUCCAAAGCUGAGAGCAACAGAGGUAGUCUAUGGUGAAAGCAGGAAUCCAGGGUACAUUACAAGAGCUAGAAUGCCGAUUGCUUUCUAUCAAGCCUACAUUUUCUCCUAAAAGGCCACAUGAUAAAGACCUGGACCCAGCAUGGUGUUCCUGCGAGGAGGAGGUGUUAGAAGGUGUAAUAGAAUUCAGUGGGUAGAAGCUAGGUUACUGUAUCAUGCCCUGAAAGGGAAUGGGAGUCCCAGCCCCUUGGUCUUCCUUUCUUUUCCUUCUUGGCUAUGAGGUGGGCAGUUUUGCUCUGCCAUCUGCUCCCAUCAUGAUAUUCUGUCCAUCUGACCAUGGAAUGUAAAUUCCAAAACCAUGAACCCAAAUAAACCUUUUGUCUUUAAAAGCUGAUUAUCCCAGAUACUUGUUAUAGUGAAACAAAGCUAACACAUUCACCAUGACAUGGCAAUAAAAUACUCACUCCUCCCUGGAAACCCACUUCAUUUUGUCUGACUUAUAGAUGAGUGGUUACUGCUAAGAUUUAACUGAAAGUACAUAGGUAAUUGAUACCUUCUAUCAUGUAAAAGAUAUUUAUAUCCUAAUUGGAUCAUAACGUUUUAUUGAUUGCUUCUAUGUCUUAUUCACAUUUGUAGUGAAGUUAUUCAGAGAUUCUCUAGGUAUAGAGUCUACUCUUACAAUUCUAAACCAAACCAAAGUAUCUACACCUGCUUCCCUUCAAGGUUAUGUUCAUAGCAGCUCGGAGUCACUCCAGCUUAUUUAAGGAAUACCCCGUGUCUCCAACUAUGUCCUGGUUAAUAGUUGAUUCAGGGUAAGCUGUGGAAGCUUUGUUGUAACAAACUCAAAGUUCUUCAGUUCUGGAUUUGUCUGAGUGGGAGUUUUCCUUUGUAUCAGAAUUUAAAACAGCAAUACUUGAAGGAGAACAUGUAAAGUACACUGUGAGUUUAGUAAGCACAAGAUUACAUUCACAAUUUACACUUUGGUAACUUUAAUAAUUAUUAAUUUUGGAUCCAAGGAUGAAUCAAGUAUCUGAAACAUUACAUCAGAAGUAUAAUUAAGUAAUUGUUAGAUUUAUAUUUUUGUAGAUAUUUUGGUUUUAUUAGAAUUGAUUCAUGAUUCUUUCACUCGCAUGUCUAAUAGACUCAUGAUUAUUUUCCUGGCAUGUCUCUGUACACAAAAUUUAAUAAAAGAAAGUUUUAAUUAUUACUUUA
This is a messenger RNA of Peromyscus leucopus (white-footed mouse), 3376 nucleotides long. Its product is annotated as sulfotransferase 1C2. Gene Ontology annotation, molecular function: sulfotransferase activity. The record is from RefSeq and is a predicted model, not a curated record. The transcript is spliced from 8 exons. Gene Ontology annotation, biological process: sulfation. Bases 175 to 1065 code for a protein of 296 amino acids. Gene Ontology annotation, cellular component: cytoplasm. NCBI's taxonomy places the organism in Eukaryota, Metazoa, Chordata, Mammalia, Rodentia, Cricetidae.